UGUUUAUGUAUGUUUGGAUAUAGAUAUGCUUGUGGAUGAUCAAUCUCUGCAGAACAUAUGUAUAUCCACAUAUGCAUAUAUGAUGAUACCUCAAGAACAAAUCUCACCAGACCUCAUCUGAUUCUUGCCCUCUACCCUAAACUCGAUAGCAAGCCAGUGCACAAGAAUUCUUUAUUAGAAAGUUGUCGAAAUGUCUGCUGAUGAAGCCAUGCACAAGACCCUGGAGGACUGCUAUAACAACAAUCAUGUUCUUGAUAAAUAUUCUGACGAAGAUGAUGAUAUUGGGAGCAAUCUUAGCAGCGAACGUGAAGCCAUUGAUGAUGAUCAUAAGCCAGGAAAAGUGAAGAAGUGUAUGUCUUUGGGCACCGGGUUGGAUUUGAGAGCGAUGGCAUAUGAUUAUGGCAAUGAUUCCGAGGAUUAUGAAAGCUGGCAGAGAUCUUUCGAUGAUUCCAAGGAUUUUGACACCAUGAUUGCGCAUUCUGAAUGUUCAGAAGCGAACUCUGAUUUGGUAAACAAUGACGAAGAAUCUGCAUCAAAAAUGUCGUCAAAUGGCGACGAGAAACUGUCGGAGAUAGAUGAAAUCUGCGACGAUGAUGACAUUCCUGAUGAAACACAGCACGAAGAGGGAGAUUUCAGGCUAAGGAGGAUGGAGAAAUGGGUUUCAGAGCUGCAGAAUUGUGGGAGUUUUGAAGAAACAAAUGAUAAUAAUGAAGGUGCAGAGAGAGAUAAAGGGUUUAUGAUGUUGGACAGAACUUCUUCAUCACCUGUGCCCAAACUUGAUGAGAUGGUGAGCCCUGGCAAAGACGCUGUUAAGAAAUAUCUGUCUUCUUUGAGUUCUACAGCCACAUUUGCUCAGCUUGUGAACCGUGGAUUGGUUGUCAUCCCAUUUCUUAGUGCUUUUACAACCCUCAGAUCACUAGAUUUGCGUGGAAAUGCCAUAGCAAGGAUUACAGGCGGUUCUCUUCCUCGAGGUCUGCAUAUUUUGAACCUUUCCAACAAUAAUAUCUCAACCAUUGAAGGAUUACGCCAGCUUACUCGACUUCGUGUACUUGACUUGAGCUACAACCGUUUGCUAAGAGUUGGUCAUGGUCUAGGAUCCUGUUCUUCCUUGAAAGAAUUGUACCUAGGUGGGAACAAAAUUGGCGAGGUUGAAGGUCUCCACCGCCUCCUAAAACUGAACGUUUUGGAUCUGAGGUUCAACAAGAUUUCCGCAACAAAAUGUCUGCGCCAACUCUCAGCAAAUUUCAAUCUGCAAGCCAUAAACCUAGAAGGAAACCCUGCGGAAAAGCACGUCGGCGAUGAACACCUGAAGAAGUACCUGCAGGCUCUUCUUCCCCAUCUCGUCUUCUUCAACCACCAACCAAUCAGAGGUGGAGCCCUCAACCACUCCGCAGACCGCCCGGCUCGGUUGCUCGCUGGCUCCGGCCACUGCAUGCGCCGUGGUGGGACGCGCAGCCGCGGAUCUUCCUCACACAAGCUAUCGUCUUCGUCAGUCUAUAGCCGGAAAAGCCAAUCGACGGCGUUGCAAAGCCCAUCGACUGCGUUGCCGAAGGCGUGUAAAAGUAGGCGCGGAAGGGUGCCGCCGAAGGCGACAAGAAGAAGCUCUCAUCACCUUCACAGUUGUGAAGUUAGCAAGCUUGCAAGUUUCAGGGCUAAUAUGUAUGUGUAGAAAAGCCUCAGUGAGGCUACUUUGGUACUUUCCAAAACAUGGUUAUUAGUGUUUAAGGUUUAGUUACACCAACCCAAGAUGGUCGACCAAUUGACAGCUUGUGUCUAUUGACAGUUUGUGUCUAUUGUUUGAACCGACCAAUCUAUGGUUAAAGGGUUAUAAGAUAGGUUUUCUAAGUUCGAGAACUCUUCAUAGGAGUACAUUGUGUACUAUUUUAGCUGACCAAUCUCUAGUUAAAGGGAGUUAAGGGGUUAUAAGACAAAUUUUAUUCUGAGCCCGUAGCGAUUACAGGCUUUCCUAAGGUGUAAAUAAGAAAUGUUUAGGUGUUCCGUGCUA
Messenger RNA from Ipomoea triloba (trilobed morning glory), 2005 nucleotides. Its product is annotated as dynein assembly factor 1, axonemal-like. The transcript has 4 exons. The coding region runs from base 191 to 1669 and encodes 492 amino acids. The record is from RefSeq and is a predicted model, not a curated record. Gene Ontology annotation, cellular component: cytoplasm. Gene Ontology annotation, molecular function: protein kinase binding. NCBI's taxonomy places the organism in Eukaryota, Viridiplantae, Streptophyta, Magnoliopsida, Solanales, Convolvulaceae.